This is a messenger RNA of Naegleria lovaniensis, 747 nucleotides long. RefSeq lists its product as uncharacterized. Gene Ontology annotation, molecular function: structural constituent of ribosome; RNA binding. Gene Ontology annotation, biological process: maturation of LSU-rRNA from tricistronic rRNA transcript (SSU-rRNA, 5.8S rRNA, LSU-rRNA). Lineage: Eukaryota; Heterolobosea; Eutetramitea; Acrasida; Naegleriidae. The record is from RefSeq and is a predicted model, not a curated record. Gene Ontology annotation, cellular component: cytosolic large ribosomal subunit. The transcript has a single exon. Bases 1 to 747 code for a protein of 248 amino acids.
AUGGUCGUCAGCAUUGAGAACGUUCGUACUUCAAAACCUGCUCCAGAAACUGUUUUGAAGAGAAGAAAGAGACUUCAAGCUCACACUGAGGAAAGAUCCAAACUCGCUUUCGAAAGAAAGAAGAAGCUCCUCGCUUUGAGAAAGAAGGCUUUGAAGAGAGCUGAAAAGUUCGCCAAGGAAUAUAAACAAAAGGAAGCUAACAUUAAAGCUGCUCACGACCAAGCUGCCAAGAUUGGUUCUUUGUAUGUUGAACCACAAGCUAAAUUGGCCUUCGUCAUCAGAAUCAGAGGUAUUAAGAGUGUUGCUCCAAAGGUCAAGAAGGCUCUCCAACUUUUGAGACUCAGACAAAUUAACAAUGGUGUCUUUGUUAGAUUGAACAAGGCUACUCUCAACUUGUUGAAGCUUGUUGAACCAUUCGUUGCAUGGGGAUAUCCAUCCUUGUCUACUGUCAAGCAACUCAUCUACAAGAGAGGUUGUUUGAAUAUCAAUGGUGACAGAAAGCCAAUCACCAGCAACGUUCAAAUUGAAGACAAGUUGGGAACCAGCGAUAUUGUCUGCGUUGAAGAUUUGAUUCACGAAAUUUACACUGUCGGACCAAACUUCAAGGCUGCUGCUAACUUCUUGUGGCCUUUCAAGUUGCAACAUCCAAAGGGUGGUUAUGAAACUAUCAAGAAGCACUUCAUCUUGGGUGGUUCAUUCGGUAACAGAGAAGAAUACAUUAACCAAUUGGUCAAGAAGAUGUUGUAA